AUGGCGGCGCGGAAUCCGCGAGCCGAGUUGGACUCCGUUCUCCUGCAGCUGCUCGGGGACCUGGAGGAACUGGAGGCGAAGCGGGCGGCGCUGAACGCCCGGGUGGAGGAGGGCUGGCUCUCGCUCUCCAAAGCUCGCUACGCCAUGGGUGCGAAGUCGGUAGGGCCUCUGCAGUAUGCCUCCCGCAUGGAGCCCCAGGUCCGCGUCUGCACCAGCGAGGCCCAGGACGGACCCCAGAAGUUCUGGAUGGUGAGAGCCGGCACCCAGACUCCAGAGGAGGUGGGACCCCGCGAGGCAGUUCUGCGCAGGCGCAAGGGUCUCACAAGGACCCCGGAGCCAGACCCCUCCCCAGCUCCCCAGGACCCUCUGAACUGGUUUGGAAUCCUGGUUCCUCACAGUCUACGGCAAGCUCAAGCCAGCUUCCGGGAGGGAAAAGAUUUUCACGGGGAACCCGGUACUGGGGCGGGGGAAGAAGGGGUGGCUUUUGUUUCAGAUGUCAGUUGA
Lipotes vexillifer (Yangtze River dolphin) is the source of this 504-nucleotide messenger RNA. RefSeq names its product vacuolar ATPase assembly factor VMA22 (gene VMA22). Lineage: Eukaryota; Metazoa; Chordata; Mammalia; Artiodactyla; Lipotidae. The record is from RefSeq and is a predicted model, not a curated record. Gene Ontology annotation, biological process: vacuolar proton-transporting V-type ATPase complex assembly. The transcript is spliced from 5 exons. Bases 1 to 504 code for a protein of 167 amino acids.